AUGUCUUCAGCGGUAACCGCCGUCGCCUCCACCGACGACAACGUCGCGGCGGCCGCCGCCGAGAAGAAGCCACCACCGAGGAGGUUCCCGCCGCCGUGCUGGACUCAAGAGGAGACUCUGGUCCUGAUCGGCGCGUACCGGGAGCGGUGGUACGCCGCCCGCCGCGGCUACCUCCGGACGGCGGACUGGGACGCGGUCGCCGCGGCGGUGGCGGAGCGCUGCCCCGGUGCAUCCCCGCCGAAGACCUCCGCGCAGUGCCGCCACAAGAUGGAGAAGCUCCGGCAGCGCUACCGCGCUGAGAAGCAGCGGGCGGCCCUCUCCUUCCCGUGUCCCCCGGGCCGGAACACCUCGCCGUGGUUCUUCUUCGAGAACAUGGAUGCUAUGGAGAACGGCACGGCGCCACCGGCGCCGGGGCGGAAGCCGGAGGAUCCGCCCGACGGAUCUCAGCUGAACUCCCCGCAUCUGGAGCAAAAUCUACUGAAAUUCAAGCUCAAGGCAACAAAUAACCCGGAAUCCAGCCCGGAAUCAGGACUGAGACUAAGUUCAUCCUACUUCGACACGGCAAUCGCCGGCAGAGACGAGCAAGGCACGCCCGAUUUCUCUAACCGCGCACCGAAAAUCCACCCCACGAACAGAAUUCCGAUCGCCAUCCCUCCGUUGAGGUCGAUAUCGAAGACUCCCGGCGAACUGUUCGCCGAUCUCGCCUCCGGCGGCGGAUUUUACCAACAGAUGCUGCCUCCAGGCUUCAGAACAAACCAAUUCCGAUCCGAUUACAGUCCACCAAACAACAACAACAACAACAAUUUCGCAGAUCCAAGCAAGAGAGCAAGCUACUGGCCAAACAUAAACCCGAAUUCGGAUCCUCGACCCGAGACCCGCGGAUCCAAAAGGGGGAGAGAAAGAGAUGAGCUGGCGAAGAUCGUGGCGUCGAUCAAGCUGGUGGGCGAGGGGUUUUUGAGAGUGGAGAGAGAGAAAAUGGCCAUGGCGAGAGAGAUCGAGGGGAUGCGCAUGGAGAUGGAGAUGAAAAAGAACCAAAUGCUGCUUGAAUUUCAGAGGGAAAUUGUGGAGGCUUUUCGCAGGGGCAUGCUCGAGUUGAAGAAGAUGAAGGAGGUGGGAUCCGAUGGAGCUGCAGGUCCAGGUGAACCGUAA
Molecule: messenger RNA, 1149 nt
Organism: Striga hermonthica
Lineage: Eukaryota; Viridiplantae; Streptophyta; Magnoliopsida; Lamiales; Orobanchaceae
Source: the annotation of a GenBank genome assembly